UCCGAUUUGCAGCGCAGGGUCCACGCGGUGGUUGCUGAUCGAGGUCGUCUGUUUGGUGAUCACCUCCCCUCGGCCAAACCCCGGAGCAGACCCGCAACGCUCGCGCUUGUCAGCCAAGAGCCAAUCAGAAUUGGGUAGGCCUGUGGCCACUUGGACUUAAGGCCGAAUAGUUUGCUCUGUAAUUGGACGAACCUCCUGACAAUCAGGGCGGAGCCAACGAAGACUCGGCCAAUGGCUGGAGGCAGCCAGGUCAGACCAGCGACUAACUGUAGGUGCGGUGGUCGUUAGACUGUUGGAGGGCAGCACCGGACAUCCUAACUGUCCUCAGGCCCACGGCGUCUGGCGCCCGCCGGCGGCCCACCUCGUCAUGUCAGGCACUGCUUGGCUUUAGUUCUUCAGGCCUCCGCCCACCCGCCUACCCGAAGCCGCGCCCACCGCCCAGAGCCAGAGGGAUGGUGGUAGUCACCGGGCGGGAGCCAGACAGCCGUCACUCGGACGGUGCCAUGUCCAGCUCCGAAGCCGAAGACGACUUCCUGGAGCCAGCCACUCCUACGGCCACGCAAGCGGGGCACGGGCUGCCCCUGCUGCCCCAGGAGUUUCCCGAGGUCGUUCCCCUUAACAUUGGAGGGGCUCACUUUACCACGCGCUUAUCUACUCUGCGGCGCUAUGAAGACACCAUGCUGGCUGCCAUGUUCAGCGGGCGGCAUUACAUCCCUACAGACUCUGAGGGUCGGUACUUCAUUGACCGAGACGGCACACACUUUGGAGAUGUGCUGAACUUCCUGCGUUCUGGGGACCUGCCACCCCGGGAGCAUGUGCGAGCUGUGCACAAAGAGGCCCAGUACUAUGCCAUUGGGCCCCUCCUGGAGCAGCUGGAGAACAUGCAGCCACUGAAGGGCGAGAAGGUGCGCCAGGCCUUCCUGGGGCUCAUGCCCUAUUACAAAGACCAUUUGGAGCGGAUCGUGGAGAUUGCCCGGCUUCGCGCAGUACAGCGGAAGGCCCGCUUUGCCAAGCUCAAAGUCUGCGUCUUCAAGGAGGAGAUGCCCAUCACCCCCUAUGAGUGUCCGCUCCUUAACUCCCUCCGCUUUGAGCGGAGUGAGAGUGAUGGACAGCUCUUUGAGCACCACUGUGAAGUGGACGUGUCUUUUGGGCCCUGGGAGGCGGUGGCUGAUGUGUACGACCUCUUGCACUGCCUGGUCACUGACCUCUCAGCCCAGGGCCUCACGGUGGACCACCAGUGUAUCGGGGUGUGUGACAAGCACCUUGUCAACCACUACUACUGCAAACGCCCCAUCUAUGAGUUCAAAAUCACAUGGUGGUGAGUUGUCCUGGAAAGCAGGAGUCCCACAAAGGAGGAUGACCAUCCUCUUGGGUGGCUCUGGGAGUCUGAUCCCCACAGGGGCUGCUGACUGUUCCAGAAGCUGCUGAGGUAAGGACAGAGCGCGGAGGCACAGAUGCAGAGAGAGGCCCGGGAGCUUGCUGCAGUCUCCUUGGUUCGUGUACCUUGGGCACUCGGUCUGUUCUCACCUGGUCUUCUUUUCAAGGCCUUGCAGUCUUCACUGGAAGCCACAAGAUCUAGUAAGGAUGUCACUGGGAGUCCAGAGAGCUCUUGAUACCUUCUUGACGCCCUGCAGGAAAGCUCCUGCCCCGUCCCUGAUGGAGAGAUAUCAUCACUGCCUCAUGCUGUUUGAACCUUCCCAUGCUCAGUGUGUCAGGCAGGAUAAGGAGUGAGCUAGGGGAUUUACCCAAGCCAUCUGCCCUGUGUCCCUGGCCAAAGAAGAAAGCAUAUGUCUCCUCCCAGUGUGCUCCUUGCCCUUCCAGUGACUUGCAGUACCUAGUCUUAGGAUGCAGAAAGAUAGGUCCCGUGCUCCCAGAACAUGUCUGUCACCUUCUCUUGGAGAUUAACCAUAGCUGCCAAAGCCAUGUACCAAGUUGGGCCUUAGAAAAACCACAAUGUUUACAGCCCAGCCCUGGAGCUUUGGCUUAUCCCUUCUUUGCAGGGUAACCCUCUCACAGGUCUGGAAUGUUAAGUUCUAAAGGUUCUUAAGGUUCCCCAAGUCAGGCAGUCAAGGAGCCUGGACCCUCUUGACAUGUAGGAUCCCCCUCAGAUGCCAGGAACACAGGGCCUUGCUGCUGAGCCUUAUGUUGGGAGCCAGUGUGGUGAACCUCCCUGGGAGGGAUGCUCUCUCUCUUGGAUAGUUUUUGUUCAGGGUGGUGGGGACUUGCUCUGCAGUCAGGGGCAACUAAGAGUACAACAUGUACCCCCUAAAGAAAGAGCUGUGUGGCAUUCCUCAGAGCAUUGCCUGUCCAGGCUGCACUAUGGGAGCUGUGUGGCAUUCCUCAGAGCAUUGCGGUUGCAGGCCGCACUAUGGGAGCUGUGUGGCAAUCCUCAGAGCAUUGCCGGUCCAGACCGCACUAUGGGAGCUGUGUGGUAUUCCUCAGAGCAUUGAGUGUCCAGGCCACACUAUGGGUUCUCAGUAGUCUUGGGUAUCCUUGACCAUUCCUGGAUAAAUUUUUUUUUUAAUGAAACUUUUUUUUUUUUAAAUGUAAGGAAUUGUUAAAGGGCAGCAUUGCCAAGCUCAGUCCUGUGGUGUAGUCAGUCAGGUAGGGGCUAAAGGUUUCCAUGUGCUUCUGAGGAAUAGAAGGCCUGGCCUUGUGGCCCUGAGCUAAAUUCCUCUGUGCAGCUGGAGGGCAGUGACUUUCCUGGGCUCUUGUGGAAACAAUGCAGUAUUGAACUUGUGUCUCACUCUGAGUGUAACAGAGCUAGAGGCUGGGCUCCAUGAGAGGGGAUGAGGGUCAGUCAUCUUCCAGGACACCUGCUCUCUCUCUCUCCUUCUCAGCAAACAAUUGCAUCUUCUGAGGUGCUGAUGCCCCUACCUGGAGCUUAGCCUGGGCCUAUGGCUCUGGCCUUGUUUCAGCAAAUAAUGUUCCUUAUUUCAACCGAUUUUUACUUUUUAUUUCUAUUUUUCGGAGAGGGUCUCGUGUAGCCCAGGCUGGCCUCAUAUUAGCUGUAGCACUAAGGAUGACCUUAUUCUCUUGACCUUCCUGCUUCUACCUCAGAAGCCCUGGGGGACACAGGCAUGUCCCGCCUCCUCACCUAGCUCUUGUGUUCACUGUUUGGAGAGCUAGUGAAGUACACUGUUCAGGAUGAUGUCCAUGUGGGUAGAAAGCAGACAAUUAAGCUGGGGGCCCUUAGUAAUCGAGCCUGAGGCUCUUUUCUUCCUGCUUUAGAAUAUUACAAUGCUUGGAAAAUUAGAGUCCACAAAUAUAAGAUGGAGAGAAAACUGAGCUGCUCAAAAAAUGGGCCCAGACUGCUUGCUUAAGGUUACAAGAUGCUGGGUAAAGAUGUCGUCUUUGUGACUUGUUGGAGCCACUGUUUUUCUCUCCCCCUUUUUAUUCUCAGGUUGCUAUGGUUUGUACCAUUGUGGCAAGAAAAAGCUCUAGGCUGCUGGGUACACAGAGAUGAGGCACAAGAUAGCCAGCUCAGAAGUCCCUCUUUUUUUGUUUUAGGUAGUUGGCUUGAUAUUUAUGGUUAUUAGGGGACAAACCAUGAUAGAAUCUUCUUGAGUGUUUUUUUCUAAAUAACAAAACCCUUUGCAUUUUUAAGCCAGCGACUUGUACACCGUCUUGCAGCACAGAAACUUUUCUUUGUACUACAAAAUAUAUUUACUAUAAUUCUAAUUCUCCCUUGACUAGCAAAAUAGAAAUAUGAAAUAAAGCAAUAUAUAUUGGGAUCUGGGAUGUGGUUCCAUGGUAGAAUAUCAACCUUGUAUAUACAAGGCCCUGGGUUCCCUCUUCAGCACCACCAAAAAAAAAAAAAAAUGUCAAAGUGUGUCUUUGCUAUUUGGGCUCUCUCAUUAGCCUUCUUUAUCCUCUCAGAACUUCUCUUAAAUGGAAUAAAAGAAUUCACAGCCUGCUUUGGCUCUCUAAUGAGAAGCCAAGGCCAGUUUGAAAUGCACUGUUGCAUGUGGUGACUGGGGAUGGCUUCAAAAUAAAAGGGUCAUAUCUGU
Messenger RNA from Mastomys coucha (southern multimammate mouse), 4010 nucleotides. It is a transcript of the gene Kctd7, whose product is annotated as potassium channel tetramerization domain containing 7. The coding region runs from base 453 to 1322 and encodes 289 amino acids. The record is from RefSeq and is a predicted model, not a curated record. Lineage: Eukaryota; Metazoa; Chordata; Mammalia; Rodentia; Muridae. Gene Ontology annotation, molecular function: protein binding. The transcript is spliced from 4 exons. Gene Ontology annotation, biological process: protein homooligomerization.